This is a messenger RNA of Pecten maximus, 4580 nucleotides long. Its product is annotated as beta-secretase 1-like. The coding region runs from base 166 to 1674 and encodes 502 amino acids. The transcript has 11 exons. Lineage: Eukaryota; Metazoa; Mollusca; Bivalvia; Pectinida; Pectinidae. Gene Ontology annotation, biological process: membrane protein ectodomain proteolysis; amyloid-beta metabolic process. Gene Ontology annotation, cellular component: endosome; membrane; trans-Golgi network. Gene Ontology annotation, molecular function: aspartic-type endopeptidase activity. The record is from RefSeq and is a predicted model, not a curated record.
GGAAGUUAAUGUGACAGGUUGUUGAAUAUUGAUCAAAACAUGGAUGUUUUGUUGAAGAUAACUACGAAAAUGGACAGUGUUUGGUACAAAUAUGAUUAAUAAAAAGCUCAAUCUAUGAGCAAUAUGAUGUCAACAAACAAGAUUGAGAUCCAUUGAUAAACAACAAUGUUGAUAAAAUUCAGGAUUUCAAAAUUAUUCCGAAUUAUCUCCCUUGUGGUAAUUCUCCUCCUACAUGAGGCCCUGUCUGGAACAGUUAUAAGGCUACCCUUAAAGGAGGCUUCAUCUCGUCUCCAUCACCAGCGGAGUAGACGUAGUGUACCAUACCAUGAGAAGGGUAACCUUGGAGGGAAGCCGGGACAGGGAUAUUAUGUAGAGGUUCUCAUAGGCAGUCCACCACAAAAGCUGAAUGUGCUGAUUGACACUGGUAGUAGUAAUUUUGCUGUGGCUGCCGGUCCAAAUCCUGAUAUCACAUCAUGGUUCCACAGGAAUGAGUCGAGUACCUACCAGGAUGUAGGUACAGAGGUAUAUGUACCAUACACACAGGGUAACUGGCGAGGUAUCCUAGCUACUGAACACGUAGCUCUGUCAUCAAUGCCAAACUCCUCUGUAAGGGCCCACAUUGCAUUUAUCCUUCAUUCAAGUGACUUCUUCAUCAACGGCUCCAACUGGCAGGGUAUACUUGGCAUGGGCUACGCUGCUAUCGCACAGCCUGAUAGUAGUGUGGUGCCAUUCUUCGACUCACUUGUAAAGGAAGCUCAUGUAGAAAACCUGUUCUCGAUGCAGCUGUGUGGGACGGUGUACGGAUUCACAAACAACAGUGGAACAGAUAUGGGUGGCAGUUUGAUAUUAGGGGGAGUGGAUGCCUCGCUGUACAAUGGGAAGAUGAUGUACACCCCAAUACACAAGGAGUGGUAUUACGAGGUCAUCAUUCUCGAUAUAAUGGUAGAUGGUGCUAGUCUCCAAAUGGACUGUAAGGAGUAUAAUUUUGGUAAGACUAUUGUGGACAGUGGGACGACUAAUCUACGACUCCCCAUCAAGGUUUUUAACACACUAGUCGCUAAAAUACAGCAGCAUUUACUGAUAUCGGGGACACAACCAGGAAAAAACUUCUGGGCGGGCGUCGACCAUAUAUGUUGGGAUGAGGGAACAAUUCCAUACGACGACUUUCCAACCAUCACCAUCUCAUUCCCUCAAACCAAAAACUCAUCUUUUAAUCUCAUCAUAUCUCCACAGCAAUACAUUCGACCAGUGGGUGAAGACAAUGAUGAUGACCCUGGGGUAGAUUGCUUUAAAUUUGCAGUUGCUUCAUCUACAUCUGGUACUGUGCUGGGCGCUGUUGUGAUGGAGGGAUUCUACGUAGUGUUUGACCGAGCCCACAAAAGAAUAGGGUUUGGUAAAUCUACCUGUCCUGCUCGGGAUAACAAGGCUGUUAAGUCAUCCAUCAAGGGACCUCACACAUAUACAGGUAAUGCUACAGACUGUGCCUACUUUAAGCCUGUUGCCCAGGAGACGACCCUCACCGUCGUAGCCUACGUAAUGGCAGCCAUCUGUUGUGUGUGUCUCAUUCCUCUCAUCGUCAUGGUGAUCCACUGGAACUGUCGGCGCUAUUUUAAUUGUCACAAGCUCCGACGUCAAAACUCGGACUCUAACGACUUAGUAGGGGAUAGCAGCUAACAAAAGUUAGACAGUAUUAUAGUGACUGUUGAUAUCGAUGAUUCUAACACCAGCUGUGUGACUAUGACUGUUGAUAUCGAUGAUACUAACACUAGCUGUGUGACUAUUUACCACUAGAUACUGACAGGGGACAUAAGCUAACUAAACUAACAAAAACUAAACAGUAUUAUUGUGACUGUUGAUAUAGAUGAUUCUAAGUCUGGCUCUGUGAUUUUGUCCCUCUAGAUACUGAUGCUAUUGUGUUCAAACUUGUGGUGACAGCUCUAUGUUUCCUUUUGUUCUGGUUAUAUGGGACAAAAUCACACUACAGAAACAGUAUUACAAGUUCGCACUACAGAAACAGUAUUACAAGUUAUCAUUCUGCAUUUGACAUGUUGAAUGAUUUCAGUGUAAGAUAUUGUCCCCCCACUACCAAGAUCAUGGAUAUUUGUUUUAUCCCCCCACCCUUACAAACAUCAUGGAUAUUGAAGAUAUUUGUUUGUUUCACCCCCCACUACCAACAUCAUGGAUAUGAAGAUAUGACCAGUCUGUGCCUCCCUCAUCCUACACGAGUACAAAUGAACUGAUUCAGUACACCUUUUACGUUUGAUUAGCUGAUCAGAAUAUACUGUUGGCUCGGGAGUGAAUACAAACAAUAUUGCAAUGUCCUAUCACUCAGAUAUUUUGUACUUACAAUAGGUAAGUAUUGAAUAAAAAUAUACCAAAAGUUUGAAAGCAUAGACUAUUUGCAUUUAGGAUUUUAAAAUGUCAUGAUACUAGUAUCAUUUUUCAUCGUAAGAAAUGUAUAAUAGUAGAAUUGCUUUAAAAGUUGAGAAAUUAUUUAAUUUUAAAAUUUGAUUGAAGAGUAAGUAUUUUAAUGUCAUCUACUGAUUUGUAAUGAUAUCUAUACCCUUUACAUUGCCUUCUAUGGUAAGAACAUCCGUGUAAUCCUCCAUAAUCACAUACUGCUGGACUGUGCAAUAUAAAAAUAUAUGCAUCUGCUUUCUAAUUCAAAAUAGCUUCAAACUUAAAAAAGCUAGGGAUUUCCUAGGUGUUUUAUGAAGCUUUUUGAUGGUAAAUUUUAAACUCUUUUAUCUUGUGACUGUGCUAUCUAUUUCAUCACUGACAGACAGCCCUGUAUUUCGUCACUGACAGACAACCCUGUAUUUCAUCACUGACAGACAACCCUGUAUUUACAUGUGUCCAUACAUCUCUCCUCUCUAACCAUGCAUCCUGAUCAGUCCUCAUCUGCUGUCAAGCUAAUGAUUACAGAGAGACAAGGGAAGUAACUCUGAUAGAUCAGAAUGCCCUCUGACAAUGGGGCUUUGCUCCUGUUAGCCCUCAUCAAUGUCAAAUACCGUUCAGGCAUGUUUAACGUGAAAUACUUCCAUAGCAAAUCGUUUAUUUGUAGAUAACUACAGUAUUAUAAAAAACAUUGUGAUAAUAUACAGAUUAACCUUGGUUGUGUCAGGAUCAGGUGGGUUAUUUAUUUAUUUAUUUUUUUUCGUUUCAAAAUAAUUUUCUUAACCAUUAGGAUUUGAUAUGAAUUAGGAAACAGGCUAUACCAAUACAAGCCCUCUUCCUUUGAUAAGUUUUGUGUUGUACUAUGAAAAUUUAAUCAGAGAACGCGAGGUUGAUAAUUUGUUACAAAUCCUGGGACCUCUAACAAAACUAACCAAGAUUUCUCAGAAAUGGCAUAUUUAAAAACACAGUCUACAAUAUUUUCCUGUGUGUUAUAUUUUCACUGUUUUUAAAGAAAAUAUGAAAAAAAUAAUAAUUUUAAAAUCAAAUAGAGGAAGGUAAAUCCUGUUUCAUAAUUUUUCCAAAAAAAAGCAUCGUUUUUUUGCUGUUAACAUAUCGUUCAACCAUGAAAUUUUAACAAAAAACAUUUUUAGAGUAAUAAAAAAAAUUACAAAGUGAAUAUUUUAUUUUUUUUACAUGGGAAGUUAUGUGUACUAACGACAUACUUAAUGUAUUAACGACAAUCUUAUUUUACAGCUGAUGGUGCUGAAAGCUUAAUUAUUGUUACACUUUCUGUAUGAUGAUCUUAGUACUGUGGUUAUGUCAAUGAUACCAGCACACAAUAAAUAUUUGACUACUAAAACAGUAACAGAGAAUUUAGAAAUACUUUUACAGUGAGAUAAAAUGAUAUUAAAUUUACUCGUGUUUUAAUAAAGAUUCCCGAAGUUUUUAAAAGAGAAAUAUUCCGGAUUUAUUUCCUAAAUUUUAUAUGAAAUGGAAACUCAUGUAUGAAUUUUAUUUAUCACAUAAAUGGCCUGUUCUGCCUUGUUAUAAGGCCAUGUCGUGAGACAAAUUUGUUAUAACACCAAUCUAAUUAAAAUAAGAUUGUUAUUUUCAAACAGCAAGUACAAGUCUAAUUUUAGUUAGAUUGUGAUAACACUAUUUUGACCUCAUAAUAAAUAUAUGUGAUGUCAUAAUAAAUAUGUUAUGUCAUAAUAAAUAUGUUAUGAAAAUUUUAAUUUUUUUUGCUUAUAUUCUCAUAAAUAGUAGUAAUGUGAUAACUACAAUCUUACAUGAGAGGCUAUGUCAUAUGAAAUUCAUAAUCUCUUUCAGUAAAUUGAUAUGUCACUGGCCUAUAUUCUCCUGGUAUACCAAAUUAUUGAACGAGUUUAAUAAAUUCCAUAUGACAUAGCCUCUCACGUAAGAUCCUCUAUAAAGUAUACUCUCACGUAAGAUCCUCUAUAAAGUAUAAGGUUGUUAUCUAUGUGCAGGUUGUUAGUGCUUUUCUAGUAAAAUAUGUUCAUCCCAUGAGAGGACUCCAGAUUAAAAGACAUUUGAUAAAUGGCAGGUUUUGGGGAGUAUGUGACCUGUGAAUGGUAUUCUCAAAUAAAUCACUUAGGCAAAAACCAAUUCUAUUUAUUGUUGGUCGGAUUUACUGUUUUAGAAAAUUGAAGUUAAAAUAAAAU